Boeremia exigua is the source of this 827-nucleotide messenger RNA. RefSeq lists its product as uncharacterized. NCBI's taxonomy places the organism in Eukaryota, Fungi, Ascomycota, Dothideomycetes, Pleosporales, Didymellaceae. The transcript has a single exon. Bases 199 to 681 code for a protein of 160 amino acids. The record is from RefSeq and is a predicted model, not a curated record.
AUCGACUGCGCCAACUACUCAGCUUAAGAUUACACAACGCCGACGCAACAGUGUCGGCCCUUGGUCUACCUACAAGAGAGACAACUAUUCUCACAAUUUCUCCCAAACAUUCAGACCUGUCACUUCAAAGUUCAACAACCUGACCCUCAACAAGAUACCCCACAAAUCCUUCGGAGCCCCCGACAUCAACGACCAACAAUGGAAGCAUUAGUAUCCCACUCCGCCUCCCAAUCUCCUUACUCCCCCGAAGUCAUCGGCGCUCUAGCCGGAGUCGGUGUGUUCAUCACCCUUCUUCUCAUCGCCUGGGUAUAUAUUUACAUCCACGGCGGCCUUUCUGAAAUUCUACGUGGGCAUCGCGAGCGCCGUAAAGCAAAGAGACAAGUCCAAGAUGUAGAGAUCGCGGAAUCGGCUACACACGCUGAGCGUGUUGCUGAACAGGCUGUGCAGAUGAAGCAGGCGGAGGUACAGUUGGAGGGCUUGUUUGCUGCGAACACACUGGUCGGUAGUUCGCCGCCUAGGCGUCCUGAACCAGUUGAUUUGGAAUCAGAGAGACAGGCGCAAGAAGGGCCGCAAAAGCCAUCCAAUGCUUCUGGGGCAAAGGAUUCGUUGAAUCUGGCGAUCGAUCCGAUGUCGUUUACUUGGGGAAGUGGGAAGACGAUGGCGGAUUUGUAUCGUAAGUAGAGAGACUGUGUCAUUUUGUGGCUGAUAACGCUCAUCUGUCGGGGUAGAGCACAUAAAGCUUCUCACACUUCGAUAGGGACCUCGUGGAGGUUUCUCGUUCUCCGAGUCACGUGACUAUUAUCCAACAGGCUUCAGGGGAGCUGGUC